Messenger RNA from Symphalangus syndactylus (siamang), 7264 nucleotides. RefSeq names its product zinc finger and BTB domain containing 10 (gene ZBTB10). Gene Ontology annotation, biological process: regulation of transcription by RNA polymerase II. Lineage: Eukaryota; Metazoa; Chordata; Mammalia; Primates; Hylobatidae. The record is from RefSeq and is a predicted model, not a curated record. Gene Ontology annotation, molecular function: DNA-binding transcription factor activity, RNA polymerase II-specific; RNA polymerase II cis-regulatory region sequence-specific DNA binding; protein binding.
GGGGCGGGGGCGAGACAGAGGGGGAGCCGCGGGGAGCGCGCGGGACGCGGCCGGAGGCCGUGCGCGAGCCGGGGCACCGGGCGGCGGCGGCGGCGGCGGCGCGCGCCAUGUCGUUCAGUGAAAUGAACCGCAGGACGCUGGCGUUCCGAGGAGGCGGGUUGGUCACCGCUAGCGGCGGCGGCUCCACGAACAAUAACGCUGGCGGGGAGGCCUCAGCUUGGCCUCCGCAGCCCCAGCCGAGACAGCCCCCGCCGCCAGCGCCGCCCGCGCUUCAGCCGCCUAAUGGGCGGGGGGCCGACGAGGAAGUGGAAUUGGAGGGCCUGGAGCCCCAAGACCUGGAGGCCUCCGCUGGGGCGGCCGCCGGCGCCACCGAGGAAACCAAGGAGUUGCUGCUCCCCCAAGACGCGGGCGGCCCCACCUCGCUUGGCGGCGGUGGCGCGGGGGGCCCCCUGUUAGCGGAAAGGAACCGUCGGACUCUGGCCUUCCGAGGCGGCGGCGGCGGGGGUCUCGGCAACAAUGGCAGUAGCCGCGGCCGCCCCGAAACCUCGGCGUGGCCCUUGAGGCAUUUCAAUGGGCGAGGGCCGGCGACUGUGGAUCUGGAGCUGGACGCGCUGGAGGGGAAGGAGUUGAUGCAGGACGGCGCGUCCCUGAGCGACAGCACCGAGGACGAGGAGGAGGGGGCGAGCCUGGGCGACGGCAGCGGGGCGGAAGGCGGCAGCUGCAGCAGCAGCAGGCGGUCGGGCGGCGAUGGCGGGGACGAAGUGGAGGGCAGCGGUGUGGGAGCUGGCGAAGGAGAGACUGUCCAGCACUUCCCGCUCGCGCGGCCCAAGUCUCUAAUGCAGAAGCUCCAAUGCUCCUUCCAGACCUCCUGGCUCAAGGACUUUCCCUGGCUGCGCUAUUCCAAGGAUACUGGUCUUAUGUCUUGCGGCUGGUGCCAAAAGACCCCUGCAGAUGGGGGAAGCGUGGACCUUCCCCAAGUGGGGCAUGAUGAGCUUUCGCGAGGGACCCGCAACUACAAGAAAACCCUCCUCCUGAGACACCACGUCUCUACCGAGCACAAACUCCACGAAGCCAACGCCCAGGAGUCAGAAAUACCAUCAGAGGAGGGAUACUGUGACUUUAAUAGUAGGCCAAAUGAGAACUCUUAUUGCUAUCAACUUCUGCGACAACUAAAUGAACAGAGAAAGAAAGGUAUUCUUUGUGAUGUCAGCAUUGUGGUAAGCGGAAAAAUCUUCAAAGCUCAUAAGAACAUCCUGGUUGCAGGCAGCCGUUUCUUUAAGACUUUAUAUUGCUUUUCAAACAAAGAAAGCCCUAACCAAAACAAUACUACCCACUUAGAUAUUGCUGCAGUUCAAGGUUUUUCAGUCAUCUUGGACUUCUUGUAUUCUGGUAACCUGGUGCUCACAAGCCAAAAUGCCAUUGAAGUUAUGACAGUGGCCAGCUAUCUUCAAAUGAGUGAAGUCGUUCAAACUUGCCGAAAUUUCAUUAAAGAUGCCUUAAAUAUAAGCAUUAAAUCAGAAGCUCCAGAGUCUGUAGUUGUGGACUAUAAUAAUAGAAAACCAGUUAAUAGAGAUGGUCUGUCUUCAUCACGGGAUCAAAAAAUUGCCAGUUUUUGGGCAACACGGAAUCUUACCAAUUUGGCCAGUAAUGUAAAGAUUGAAAAUGAUGGUUGUAAUGUCGACGAGGGCCAAAUAGAAAACUACCAAAUGAAUGACAGUAGUUGGGUCCAGGACGGAUCUUCUGAAAUGGCUGAAAAUGAAUCUGAAGGUCAAACAAAAGUGUUUAUUUGGAAUAAUAUGGGCUCCCAGGGAAUUCAAGAGACUGGCAAAACAAGGAGGAAAAACCAAACUACAAAAAGAUUUAUUUAUAAUAUUCCACCUAAUAAUGAAACGAAUUUAGAAGAUUGCUCAGUAAUGCAGCCACCUGUUGCCUAUCCAGAAGAAAAUACACUACUCAUCAAGGAAGAACCAGAUUUAGAUGGUGCUCUACUCUCGGGGCCAGAUGGUGAUAGGAAUGUGAAUGCAAAUUUAUUGGCUGAAGCUGGCACUAGUCAAGAUGGAGGUGAUGCUGGUACUUCACAUGAUUUCAAGUAUGGUUUGAUGCCUGGUCCUUCAAAUGAUUUCAAGUAUGGUUUGAUACCAGGUACUUCAAAUGAUUUCAAGUAUGGAUUGAUACCAGGUGCUUCAAAUGAUUUCAAGUAUGGAUUAUUGCCAGAAUCUUGGCCCAAACAAGAAACCUGGGAAAAUGGUGAAUCAUCUCUAAUCAUGAACAAGUUAAAAUGCCCUCAUUGUAGCUAUGUAGCCAAAUACAGACGAACACUAAAAAGGCACUUGCUCAUUCACACAGGAGUGAGAUCAUUUAGCUGUGAUAUUUGUGGAAAACUGUUUACUCGGAGAGAACAUGUAAAAAGACAUUCCCUGGUGCAUAAAAAGGAUAAAAAAUACAAAUGUAUGGUGUGUAAGAAGAUCUUCAUGUUAGCAGCCAGUGUUGGAAUAAGACAUGGAUCUCGACGUUAUGGUGUUUGUGUAGACUGUGCAGAUAAAUCACAACCAGGAGGGCAAGAAGGUGUAGAUCAGGGACAGGAUACAGAAUUCCCUCGGGAUGAAGAAUACGAGGAGAAUGAAGUAGGAGAAGCUGAUGAAGAGCUAGUUGAUGACGGAGAAGAUCAGAAUGAUCCCUCUCGAUGGGAUGAAUCAGGAGAAGUUUGUAUGUCUCUAGAUGAUUAAUUGACCUACUAUACUCCUCAAGGAUGCUGCAUUUGGACCUAAUAUGAAUCGACAAUUUGGAUUGUUGAACUUGAAGGCUUGCAAAAUAUGGUACAUGCUGGAUAGUAGUUAUGUUGCUGUGAAAACUGUAGGGUCAAAGCCUUAUAGCAAAAAAAAUUUUUUUUUUAUAUUUGCACAGGACUAUACAGCAAACAACCAUGUGGUUGGAUUAUAUGGAGUCCCCACAUAUUCAGUCAGUUAUCAAAGUAAAAUAUUUUUUAUUUAUAGGAUAUACAGUAACUAUUUGGGUCCUAUGAAAAUAGUCCUUAAAGAGCUUACAUUCAUGUACUACUUUAACAUGAAUGGAGAAAAUCCAUUUAUGGAAGUACAGUGACAAUUGACCCAAUCACUCUGUCCAUCAAACCACUCAGGCUAGUUUGUACUAGUAGAGUUUUGUUUCUAUUUUUAUUUUUAUUAAUUUUAUUUUUUUUAAUACAGAUUUUCAGUGAGGGGCUUUUUCAACCCCGUUGGUUCUAUUUUCUUGUAUUUUUCCAUUUAAUUUGCUUCAUAACUUAAACCAAGUCUCUUCUAGUCUUAGGUAUUAUUUCUCGAUUUUGUGCUGAUGGGCAUGUUUAUAAGAACUGGAGAGGUAAUUUAUUGGAAUGAACUAACUGACUUCCUGCAUUCCCCCCUUCCUUUUUGACAUGAAUUUUACUACACAAAUGAAGAAUGAUGUUAUGAAGUUACCGUGGCGAAGUUGACAAAUACCACUAAAAUGAUUAUGAUUUAGAAGUAACUUUCUUCUGCUGCUCUAAUCUGAUAAAUGGUUACUAUAUGAUAUUUUCUGACAUGGUAUUCGGUUUUGGGUAUCUGUUACUUUGGCACUAUUCUUGUUUGCCUCAUUAUUUUUGCCAGUGUACUAUACCUCAGUCCUAUUUGAAAGACCUAAUUGAAAGAAAAAUCAUAGAAAUAAGUAAAAUGAUUUGUUUUAUAAUUUAUCCACCAUGUCCAGUUUGGUUAGCUUGUUAUGCAAUAUAAGUGAAAUAUCAGGUUUUUACCCGUGUCCCUUUUAUCAUUAAAAUUAACACGAAAUGUGCAUUCUCUUUUGUUUCAUACUUAGCGGGAUAUUGAUUGUUUUGAAAUUAUGAUCAAUACUUAAUUUAUUUUUUUCUGUUCCUUGAAGUCACUACACCUUGACACAGUCUUUCUAAUAGUCACCAUGAUUCAAGUCUCAAAAAUCUUACAAAUAAAAUUCUGAGAAGCUUUAUUAUUCUAUAAACUAAAUUCAGGUACAGAGGGUGACAUAUUGAGGUGAAAUUGUCAGAUUUACGUAGCCUGGUGACAUGAAUUAGCUGAUUGUGGAACUCUCAGCAGCAUUUCACGUAUUGUUAACAUGUAUGGCAUUUAUUAGCAUAUUGUGUAUUAUAUAAGAUUGAGGGAUGUCAUAUUUUCAGCUUUCUUUUAAAUAAAAAUUGAGUAUAUUUUCCUAUUUUAUAUCAGGUAACUAAAUUAUGCUAGUUAUGUGGAAAAAAUUGCAAAGAUGCUUUGACAGAUAUAAUCCCUUUGGUGCUCCAUCUGAUCAAAGUUGAAAAGUUGAUGUUUUUUAAGAGACAAGCUUUAUCAUUGUCUCUGAUUUCAGUAGAAUAAUGGUUUAUUGUUAGACAAUGAUGUUUCUGCUUGGAUAAAUCAAAGAUAAAUUACAGUUACAUGGUUAGAUGCAUCUUUUGUCAUCUAUAUUGUAGUUUCUACAUAACUGUAAACCUGACAGAUAAGAAUAGUUUCGGUUUGAUUUUUGUUUAAAACAGAUGAGUACAUCUUAAUGUUCUAGACAAAUGAGUAAAAUGUAUUUCUGGUAGAAAUUAGUUGGGCAAAGAUACUAUGAAUGAAAAAGUAUUUUAAACGUAAAAUGUUCUUUGUGAAUAUGUAAGUAUAGUAUAAAGAUUUCUUUCAUCCCAUUUAUCCCCUUCCUUUAAAUAAACUAGUUUACAAUUGGUAGAGCUGUCUAUAUAUAAAUAUAUAUUAAAGAACAAAGAUAUAUAUCUAAAAAUCACCUAAAUCUGCUUUAUUAGACUACAGUUCACUUAUUGCAUAGAAACUGGACUUGGCUUUACAUUCUUAAUGUACUUUUACUUUUCCUCAAGAUAUGAACUUACUCUCUUGAAGCUGAAUUUUCUUUUACUACUUAAAUCAUUUAUGUAUAUCUGGUAAAUUAUGACCAAAUUUUUGUUAGAUUGCAUACAGUAAAUUGAAAUACACACUUGGUACACUACGGGAUUGUUGUGCUUUUGUUUGGUUUUAGUUGGAAAUAAGGUUUGAUGUAGAUGGCUUGUUACUGUUAAUUUAAAAUAUUCUAUAAUUGUCCAUUACUUUUAUGUUGUGUUGUGACAGAUUUGGCUAUAUUUUUAGUCAAUUGAAAUAUGAUACUUUAAAAGUUUGUUUUUAGGUAAUCCAAAGGAAAAGUGUUUAUACUCUUGAAUAUAUUAGCCUCAGCCUAUAUAAAAAUUUCUUUGAAGUAAACAUUUUACCAGAAACAGAAUUGACAGAUUUUUCUACUUGCUGACUGCCUAACUUAUUUUGUUUCAUGAUCUCGAGGGACUGCCUUUUCCCAUGUAGAUCUUUUUAAAAAAUAGUUUUAGUACUAAGGUAUACUACUGGACAUUUCUAUUUUUUUAAGUGUAUUCUUUUUCUGACUUACAGUAAAAUUUCAGGAAGUUGAUAGAUACUAAGAACUUAUGAUUGGUCUCAGAGGUAACAAUGAAAUACUCAUAAUUUUGUCUGUGGAACUCUGGCAGAAUUAUGUUACACAUUUGGCGAAGUUGUCUCUUGUAAUUUAUAUUUUAAAUGAAAAAGUAUUUUAGAGCUUUUAAUUUUAAUGAAGGGGAAGAGUAUAAACUUUCUUUCAUAUUCACUCUGUAGUUACAGACCGUCUCAUAAAUCAAGAUUGUGCAUUAUUUCUUAGAGUUCUCAGAGACAGAUACUUCCAUAUGGACCCCUGUUCAUUUUUCUUAUUUACUAGAUAUUUUGCUAAAUUUAGCACACUAGCAAUUAAGAGUUUAAAAAAGAAGAAACAUUAUAGGAAAGGGAAACUGAACAGUAAUGAGUAGCUUUGAAAUUGGGGAAAACACACUAGCUGUGUUAGGUACAGCCAUCCUAAUGGAAAAGAGUGAGCUAAAUGCGUUAAUUCAUGUAAAGUGCUUAGAACACUGGUACAUAAUAGGUGCAUAACACAUCUUAAAGUUGUUUAAUAAUAGAUAAGAACCAAGAGGAAAAAGAAAUAAGAAAAGAUGGGGGAAAGGAAGGAGAAAAUAGGAAAUGAAAGGAUUAGGACUUGGGCAUUUAUAUUAAUACAAAAUGGUGUAAACGGCCUGAAUAUCACUGGAGUAGUAUCAUACGGGGGAAAGUGUGAUGGAAAAUAGCUUUUUAAAAAUCUUAAAUUUUAAAACUUUAGUAAGCUUUAUUUAUAUUUUUUAGGAUUUUCUGAACAUAGCAUGAAGGGUUUAGAUUCAUUUUUCUGAAAAACGAUUCAGUAAACUACCAAUUUUUUUUUUGAGUGCCCACACUUGCCGUUGUGCUGUAUACAUGAUUUUACCUUAAUCCUCUACAAGUUAGGUGCUAAUUGUCUCCAUUUUAUAGAUGAGGAAAGGCUCAGAGAAAUUCAGAAACUUGGCUAAUUUAACACAGCUGUGAUAGAGCUCGGAUUUGACCACGUCUGAUUCUGAAGCCCAUACUCUUUCAGGGAGGCUCUGUUGCUGCUUCAUUAAACAACUCUUGUAGAAUUUCAGCUCUUAAUGGAGUCUCUGGAUUUAUAUUUUUCCUAUAAGACAGCUGUGUUUAGAAUUUUGAGUGUCUUUCCUCCCCCCAACAAAUUUCCUUACUACUCUUUCCUCAUAAAGCAGUUGUUUUGUCACUUUGACUAUAUUAAGACACAUCAGUGUAGCACAUGCUCUUAACCGGCUGUGGCAUUUUAAUUUUAUAAAAGAAUGGUUUUUAUCUGAAGAACUAGAUAGAAACCCCAGUUUUUGUGCCGUUCAGUCACCCAGAUCCUUAAACUUAACUAUGGUACAUAAUAUCCACACUUAGAACUAACAGGUGUUUAGUCACUUUAGGACUUAAAAUGGAAAGUUUUUUUUUUUCCUGCUGUAUCCCUGCUUUCAACUGAAGUUAAAGAAUUCUAGAUAGUUUAAAAUGUGUUAGGGAUAAGCACACUUCAAAAGAUGUUUUCUAGCCCUAAAUUUUAUGACAUUGGGUACUUAAAUUUGGAGUACACUAGCUAUUGAGAACAAUAUUUUGGGUUGAGGAGAGAUGGUUGAGGCCAUUAUUUAGUGGGAGCAUUGGCAUUUUGAACACUGUAAACAUAAAAGAACACUUCCGCCUGCUGUUUGUAAAAGCUCUUUGGGAAGAUCUUUUACGAAGACCAACUUUUUAAAAUGUAAAUUACCUACCUAAUAUAAGUGUCCUAAGACAUGUAUGUAAACUUCCGAAACUGUUUUGUCUGUGUAUUUAGAAAAUACACAAGAAUCUUUAUUCAAACCUAAAAAUAUAAACUUGUGAGCACUAAA